Messenger RNA from Chara braunii, 4214 nucleotides. NCBI's taxonomy places the organism in Eukaryota, Viridiplantae, Streptophyta, Charophyceae, Charales, Characeae. The record is from the annotation of a GenBank genome assembly.
GGGGGGGUCGAAAAGUGGCCAGUCUUGAUUGAUUGAUUGAGCUGGACUGGAUUCGCUGCGAUAGGCCGCUUGCUUGGAUGGCCCGUUCUUGAUGGUUGCCAGCGUGUAGCCGACAUGCUCGUCCAUCAUGUUUGCCAUAUAUAAAACAAAAUGUCUUCUUGCUAGCACGAUCAGAUCUUGUCCUGAGAAUUGAUGUUAGGGUUUUGCCAGGCAAGGGGAACAUGAGUAUAGCGACAGAAGGGCAUGGACAGUGCCGAUAUGCGCAAGUCUUUCGACGGUUUGCUGCGGAAGGCGGGUGCUUUCUAUUCUGCAGUUCAUUCUGACUUGUCUGACGAGUGAGGGAGCAACGACGAGGAGGGAGUAUCUCACGGAGGAAGCUGUUGGCUGGUAUAGCAGUGGGAGGGGCAGGGGAAAGGAGGUGCAUAGUAAACGGACAGGUGAGGGAAGACAGUGGAAGCAAGGUCGAGGGAAAAGAAGGGACUGGGAAGACGAAAGGGGGGAUGGUGGAGGGGUGAAGUGGUGCCAGGGAAGGAGGGAAGAGAAGGGGUAGAGAGGGGCGAGACAGAGGACAGUGCUCAGAGGGCAGAAGCAAGUGAAAAGGUCAAGAAAUGUGGUUGGGAGCGGCGCUAAGAGCAGGGAGGAGAAGAGGUUAGACACGGGAGAACGAUAUCGCUGUGUAUGAUCGUCCGGUGAGGUCAGGUAAUAUCGUGGAAGAGCUAUACAACGACACGUGGAAGAUCGAGUACAUCAACACGUGGACGGUCGUUACAUCAACACACAUAUCUAUUUGUCGUGGCAGAGCGGGGCGUGGCCGCGUUUUCCGUCGGAUGAUCGCCGGCUCGAGUCCGGAGGAAAAGGAAGAAGCAAGGCAGAGGGCAGAGUGAUUCGUCAGCCGGGGUCUUUUUCUAUCGCUUGUCUUUGGAUUCGCGCAGUCGUUCCCCCUGUUACUCAUCCUUCGCCUCGCCCAUCUCGGUGUAUUUUUGGAAAGAUCUGAUAGUUUUGCCUCUUCGGCGCGUCCAGCCGAGGGAGAGCUGGGUUGUUCUCGCUUUCGAGCCAAGCAGUCAGCUUCGCUUUGUUCACAAAAAUGUCGGGCGGGUUCUUCAGGGGAACGACCGCCGACCAAGACACGCGGUUCUCCAACAAGACGCGCAAGUUGCUGAAGGCGCAGAAGUUUCCCGCGGAACUCGAUGAGCCUGUUGAUGUAUCGAAGGUGAACAUGGAUGUCAUCAAGCCCUGGAUAGCGAAGCGUGUGAAGGAUUUCCUUGGAUUUGAGGAUGAUGUAUUAAUAAACUUCAUCUACACACUUUUGGAGAAAAAGCAAGGCGUAGAUGGCAAAAUUUUGCAGAUUGAUGGCAAGAUGAUACAGAUUCAGCUCACUGGAUUUCUGGAAAAGAAUACUGGGAAGUUCAUGAAAGAAUUGUGGAGCCUACUGAUUAGUGCGCAGAAGAAUGUCAGUGGCAUUCCGCAACAAUUUUUGGACGAGAAAGCAGAAGAAACACGGCAGAAGAAGGCGGAGGAGGAGUGGAUCAGAGCAGAAAUCAUGCGAAAGCGAGAGGAGGCAGAUAAAGAAGCUGAAGCUGAGCACCAAAGAAAAAUCGCAGGCCGGCCUCUGUGUGAUCAAAAUUUGCUAAUGGUUUUUGCCAAGCUUCCUACGGUUGAAAGUGCAAAAUUGGCGGCAGCGGCAGCGGCCCUGAAGGCUGGUCUGGCGAAACCUGGACCCUUGCAUGCUGGAGUUGUUGCCAAUGUGGAGGAGCCUGCCUCUGUGAGGGAGGAGCCUGCUGCUGAAGAGGAGUCUGAGAAGAGUGGAAGAACUUCCUCGAGCGGUGAUACGAGCGAUGAAAAGAAAGGUGGUCAGAAUGGUGGGAAAAGGAGCGGGACGACCAGGAAGUCUGAAUCCAAGUCAAGCGAGCAAAGGUCCAGGUCUUCAUCGCCGGCAAGUGAUGACAGGAGCUCCAGAAGUGUGUCUCGUUCACAGUCACCCAGCUCUUCACCUCGGAAGUACAUCUCUCCACCUCGGCGGCGAAGAGCGUGGUCCCCUCCUCGGCGGCGGCGAUCACCAUACUUCUCGCGCUCACCACCCCGUCGAAGACGAUAUGAAGAUGCAGACCGCUCUCCACCUCGGCGUAGGCGUUCACCAUACAGAUCUCCUCUGCGUUGGCGUCGGUAUCCUCCAAGAUCUCCGCCUAGACGUUAUCGGUCACCUGCAUUCUCUGAGUCACCUCCACGGCGUGCUCGUCCUCCCAGGUCCCCUCCACGGAUGCGAUACUCACCUGCUCGUCGCCCGCGUUCUCCUUACCACUCGCCUUACCAUUCUCCUUACCACUGUCCUCCGUCACCGUCAGUCUCCCCGUCACCGCCACCCAGAAGACAGCCAGUGUAUCACUCUCCUGGCCCAUCUUUAUCGCCUCGACACACAUCAUCAUCUGCUUUAUCCCAAUCUCCUGUUCCGAGAAAAGGGUUGUCACCUAGCCGGUCACCUUCCCCUGCUCCGGUUCGACGCAACCGUGCCAAUCCUCUGCCGCUGUUGCCACCAGUGGAGCGGAGAGUGCGAAGGAGCCCAGUUCGUUCUCCUUCACCAAGUUAUCAUUCUGAGGAGGAGUCAGGAUCCCCGCUUCCCUUGCAGCAUGAGGGAUCAUUGAGCCCAUCACAGUCUCCAUCACCCAUGAGGAGCACAAGCAGAAGUCCGAGUUGGAACAGAGGACAGGGUGCUGCUAGAAAUGGCAGUGGCCCUAACUAUGGACCAAAUUUACGACGGGAGCAUCCAUGGUCAGAAAGGGAGAAGAAACGCUAUCAAAGUUCAUGGAAUGAACACAAUGACCGGGCCGAGUGGGUUGAUCGGGGUGAUCCCGCUGAGCGAGGCGAGCGAGGUGAGCGGGGUGUGAGGCUUGAUAGGACUGAGCGAAGUGAUAGGGAACCCCGAGAGUUCAAACAGAGGGAGGUUUCGGAACUUCGGCGAGCUGUUGGUGAGAAGCGCAGUUUUGCAGAUAUGGAAGGGAGUACAGAAAGGAGAACUGAGCGGUAUGAUCGCGAGAGUCCAAUUCAAACAAGGCCUGUGCGUUAUGAGCGCGAGAGUCCAGUGCGUAACAAACAUGAGCGAGAAAGAGCACCAUCUCCUUGGUAUGAUGAGCAGGAAAGCUCCCCUGUUGGCAAGCACAGGCAAGCUGGCAGAUCUGUACAAGAAAAGCCACCCAGGGCCAGGAUCGACAGUGGAAAGCCCCAUACUGGUCGCAGUGAGAGGUCUGGCGGAAUUAGAGGUGGGGACAAAGGCGAGGGAGAAGACGUGAAUGAGCGGUCACAUAAGAGGGAAAAAGUGAGGAGAAUUGAGGCAGGUGUUGUAGGUUCGAAGCGUGCCAAAGAGACUGAGUCAGACCCAGAGUACGAGGGUGAUGGUUAUGAAGAUAGGGGGCAACAUUUUGACUAUGUUGAGCCCCCACCUCUGGAGGAAUGCGGCCCUCAACCAGAAGAAAGCGAUGCAGAAAUAGAGGAAGAGCGGGUAAAGCGGAUUGAGAAGUGGAGAGGGAUCAAGCAGGCAAAGGAUGCUCAAGAAGAUCCGGAGCGCUAUAGCUCCCCUCUGACAAGUGAAGAAAGACGCGCUGCAAAGCAACGGAAGAAGGAAGAAAAACGAGCUAGGAAAGCAGCAAGGAGAGCCAGGAGGGAAGAGAGGCAUAAACGGAAAGCUUUAGCAGCAGAAGCAACCGCAGCCAUGACCAGACAUAUGAAAGAAGAGUCUGAGGCUGUUUCCUUGGAAAGAAACCAUGGGAGUGACCAGGAUGGCGAUGAUGGGUAUGUAAGCUCUGAGGGGGAAAAGGAAACUGAAGAGAGGAGAAAGCGGUAUGAAGAGAUGUUGCGGAGCAAAGCGCUAGAGUCCCUGAGGGCCGCAAAGGCUGGACAUUGAUGUCACUGAGUGCUGAUCAGGGGCUUCACAGUACCUCUCUUUCGGAGAGGCUUGCAAGAGUCAGUCAAGUAAUCAGAGGGAAAAACAGGGAUGAGGGAAGAGUGUGAGUGUGAGUGUGAGUGUGAGUGUGUGUGUGGGUGUGUUUGUGUGUGUGUGUGUGUGUGUGUGUGUGUGUGUGUGUGUGUGUGUUUGUGUGUGUGUGUGUGUGUGUGUACUCUGACGUUUGAGCGCGGUAGUCUGUACAAUUUUAGCAACAAUCUGGUCUGGCAGCUGCCGCUCCUCUAAGCUCGUCUUUAUUCCUGCUUGCAAAUUCCCCUCU